AUGUCCGACAUCCGCGAGGAACGGACCCCCGGCCAGGGCCACGGCCACGGCCAGGACGGCGUCUUCUCGAGCGAGAAGUCCGCUCCUUUCGUCCAAACCAACUUUGACGAGGGCGACUUCAAUGGCCACGUCGAGAAGGACCUGAACGUCACCGAGGACGACCUCCUCGAGGCCAAGGAGCUCGCGUCGCAGCUGUCCCUCGAGGAGGUGCGCGAGAUGAUGUUCAACGUGCACAAGAUCCACGAGAAGGACCCCAACUUCCCGCUCGCCAUCAUCGAGAAGAUCGAGGACUUCCUCGCCAACGACGACGUGUUCGAGAACCCCGAGAAGCACGAGACGCUGAUCCAGGAGAUGAAGCUCGAGGCCGCCCUCAUCACCGGCAACUCGCCCUACGCCGAGGUCCGCGCCGUCGUCGACAACCACGACGACCCGACCAUGCCCGUGUCGACCAUCCGCGCCUGGACCAUCGGCCUGGUCUUCUCCGCCCUGCUCGCCUUCGUCAACCAGCUCUUCUCCGUCCGCUACCCGUCCAUCACCAUCCUGGCCAACGUCGCCCAGCUGCUCGCCUACCCCUUCGGCAAGCUCUGGGAGAAGACCCUCCCGGACGUCGGCUUCACCCUGGCCGGCCAGCGCAUCUCGCUCAACCCGGGCCCCUUCAACCGCAAGGAGCACAUGCUCAUCACCAUCAUGGCCAACGUUGCCUACAACAUCCCUUACACCAACUACAUCAUCUGGACUCAGUGGCUUCCCAAGUUCUUCAACCAGUCGUGGGCCUCCAACUUUGGCUACCAGCUCCUCAUCUCGCUGUCCACCAACUUCAUCGGAUACGGUCUCGCCGGCCUCUGCCGUCGCUUCCUCGUCUACCCGUCCUACUGUGUCUGGCCCGCCUCCCUCGUCACCAUCGCCUUGAACUCGGCCUUCCACACCGACAAGAACUCGGCCGUUGACGGGCCCUUCCGCACCGUCUGGCGCGCCAGCCGACAGAAGUUCUUCUACAUGGCCUUCGCCGCCAUGUUCGUCUGGUUCUGGUUCCCCAACUACCUGUUCACCGCUCUGUCCUCCUUCAGCUGGAUCACGUGGAUCGCUCCCAAGAGCCGAAACCUCGCGACGGUGACUGGCUUCAACAGCGGUCUCGGUAUCAACCCCUGGCCUACCUUUGACUGGAACAUCCUCCUGUACGACAACACCGACCCCCUGAUGGUCCCAUUCUUCUCGACCUUCAACAAGUUCCUCGGCGCCUUCUUCUCCAUGUUCAUCGUCUUGGCCAUCUGGUACACCAACACCUACAACACGGGAUACCUGCCCAUCAACUCCAACAAGGUCUACGACCACUUCGGCUCCCUCUACAACGUGUCCCGCGCCGUCAACGAGCACGGCCUCUUCGACAAGGAGGCCUACGAGGCCUACUCGCCCCCCUUCCUCGGCGCCGCCAACGUCAUGGUCUACAUGUUCUUCUUCGCCAUCUACACCGCCACCAUCACCUACGCCUUCCUCUACCACCGCCACGAGAUCGUCCUCGGCUUCAAGGCCCUGGUCGGCAGCUUCAGGAAGAACAGCGAUGUCGAGAAGGACCAGGUCCUCGAUGUCCACAACCGUCUCAUGAAGGUCUACCCUGAGGUCCCCGAGUGGUGGUACCUGACCACAGCCGUCGUUGCCGCCGGUCUCGGAUGUGCCGGAAUCGCCGCGUGGCCCACGUACACGACGGUGGGCGUCGUCUUCUACGGUAUCAUCCUCUGCCUCAUCUUCGUCGUCCCCGUCGGCAUCAUCAAGGCCAUGACCGGUAUCGAGGUCACCCUCAACGUCCUCGCCGAGUUCAUCGGUGGUUCCUGGGUCGAGGGCAACGCGCUGGCCAUGAACUUCUUCAAGUCCUUCGGCUACGUCACCUGCGCCCACGCCGUCUGGUUCUCCAACGACCUGAAGCUCGCCCACUACGUCAAGAUCCCGCCCCGCCACACCUUUUGGGCUCAGAUGAUUGCCACCUUCAUCUCGACGCUCGUCUGUCUUGCCGUCCUCAAGUUCCAGUUCUCCAUCGAGAACAUCUGCACCGAGGAUGCCGCCAACAAGUUCACGUGUCCCGGCGUCAACACCUUCUUCACCGCCUCCGUCCUCUGGGGUACCGUCGGCCCCAAGAAGAUCUGGGGCGCUGGUGGCCAGUACACAGCGACCCUCCUCGGAUUCCCCCUCGGCGUCUUCAUCGUCCUCUUCUUCUGGGGCCUCAACAAGACCUUCCCCAAGUGGAAGUGGGUUCGCCAGAUCCACCCCGUUGCCAUCAUGUACGGAUGCCUCGUCUGGGCUCCUUACAACAUGUCCUUCGUCUGGCCUUCCGUCCCCAUCGCGUACUUCUCCUGGGUGUUCCUCAAGGGUCGUUUCUUGGGUUUUUGGUCCAAGGUAAGCCUCCUCCCGAUCUCCAUUACACCGGUCAUUUUGACUUCGGUUGCUGACAUUGAUCCCCAGUACAACUUCGUUCUCUCUGCCGCCUUCUCUUGCGGUAUUGCCAUCUCCGGCAUUGUCAUGUUCUUCGGCCUUCAGUGGCAGGACGUUGAGAUCGACUGGUGGGGCAACAGUGUCGUCUCGGAUGGUUGCGAGGGCAAGGCAUGCCGCCUCCUCACUCUCGCCGAGGGCGAAUACUUUGGCCCCCGUAUCGGCGACUUCCAUUAG
Molecule: messenger RNA, 2658 nt
Organism: Colletotrichum higginsianum IMI 349063
Lineage: Eukaryota; Fungi; Ascomycota; Sordariomycetes; Glomerellales; Glomerellaceae
Product: OPT oligopeptide transporter
Exons: 5
Coding region: 1-2658 (885 amino acids)
Biological process (GO): transmembrane transport
Molecular function (GO): oligopeptide transmembrane transporter activity
Source: RefSeq, a predicted model, not a curated record